Messenger RNA from Liolophura sinensis, 2651 nucleotides. RefSeq names its product immediate early response gene 2 protein-like. The transcript has a single exon. The record is from RefSeq and is a predicted model, not a curated record. Lineage: Eukaryota; Metazoa; Mollusca; Polyplacophora; Chitonida; Chitonidae. Bases 186 to 1190 code for a protein of 334 amino acids.
AUUUAGAUCACACGCGAGCCGAGAGGCGGAAGGCUGGUCAGGAAUUCUAAGCUUUUUAUCCUGAUUUUCGUCCGUGUUUACAGUUGUUCCAGUCCUAUUGCAGUACAUAAACUGACUGGACUACCUACUCGGAGUAAGUGUGAGGAUUUAGUGUGGACUUACUGUGUUGAAUAGAACAAUCGAGAAUGGAAGCUCAGAGGCUGAUCACGGUGUCGCUGGGGAAAAUCGCCUCGUCACGUUGUCAGCGUGGCGGAAUCAACUUGCACAGAAAUCUACUUGUGGCCAGCGUUCUGCACAAAGCUAGGACAGCUUACAUGAUGGAUGCUUACCAACACAUCAUCGCCAGCAGAAAACAGAAGCAAGAGGUGACUGAGGAGAGCGGCGAGAAAGAGGUUGGAGUAGUGUUAAGCGGUGGUGCUAAGCCCGAGGAUGAUGUAUGUGGGGCGGGAAGGCCCGGUUCGGCUGGAGCAGCCAUGACGCACGCGGCCGCUCAGGAGAUUAGUCACGCCGUGCAGGACAAGGAAAACUCACCUCCCACCAUACAGCCCAAUUCCCUGGACAAAGGGGACUCCUCCUCAGUUAUGCUGGGUGUGGAAAAUACUAGUGUCCGAUCGGAGAAUACCACGUCAGAGGAGAAAUCACAAGAGUGCAAACCCACUACAAACAAUGCGGUCAGCGCUAGUAGUAAAAUCGCUAACUGUGGUGAUUCCACGUUGAAAAUGUCCGCUCAAAAUCGACCAUGUGCCGUAACUUGUUCUACUGGGAAACGACGGAGGUCACGUAACACUGACUCGUCGGAAUGCUCCAGUGAGUCAGCGGUGAGCCCGAAAAAAGCUAAAUUAGACAUCCCACAAAAAAGCGAGGUGUUGUGCGGAAAAGAAAACAUGGAAAACACUGCCAGUGAAAUUUUAAGAGACACGACAUCGACGCAUGAGGACGUGAGUAGUAUUAAUGAUUCAGGGGUCACGUGCAAAGUGACGAAAUCUUGUGACAGAUCCGAGCCGAUGCAAACGGAAUCUACCCAAAUUACAAGCCUUGUGACAAUUUUUAAUUCCGGAUUCAGCGGACUGUGUUCCAGGAAUACGACAUCCGACACGAACUCAAGUGCGCAAUCGCAACCUUUGUCUUGCGCAACAGAAUUGAAACACGAGUCCGUUCAAAUCCCGUCUGUGAUAGCGCUCACUGUUUAGACAUUUCUUUCUCAAAUUUGAACUCUUUGUUUGUGUAUAUUUAUUUUGUGGGAUAGACAGUGUCGGUGCAAUGCUCCAUGGGAUCUAUACAAGACAAUAGACGCUUGUGUCAUCAAUGGAAAUCGCUAUUUAUUGCAACUGUUUGGUGAACUUGACACGAAGUGUGGACUUGAAGUCAUGUUAAUCCCUUGUUUUCCACAUGGACUACGCAUCAUUUGGUAUCCCAUUAUUGUUCACUUAAUUUAUGAAUUUAUUCAGUUUAGUAACAUCAUCAUAUUGCAUCACUUUUCAUGCAGGUUUUUUUUGGGUUUUUUUUUUUGUCCCACCCUCCUUACCUUUUAACAAAUCCCAGUUAAACUGUUGCCGUUUACAUUCGUUUUUAUCAGCUGUUAUCAAAUAGGCCUAUGUCAGAUAAAUUUGCUCAAAUCUGGAAAGCUAAUCAAUACAGCAAAAGUUGUACUAUAUCUUAAUACAUGUAAGAUCCAAACUGUACAAAGAAACUUGAUCACUGUUUUUCUGGUAAUAGCCACCUGUGUCUUAUGCUUUGUGCAGGCGACGGUGGAAAAACACCUGUCAGUCCCGCCUACCAGGUUGAAACAAAAAAGUCCUAACAAAAAAAAAAAGUUGUGUAAUGUAAAUGGCUGGUAAAUCAGAAUGCCAUUAAUUUUUUCCCGCAAUUGGUGUUUUUUUUUUUUGUUUUGUUUUUAUAGCACUCGCAAUUCUUUGUUUUGUACGUGACAUGCCGCUUGUUAACGGCAAGCAAUAAGUUUGUUACACUUAGAGAAAAGUUUUCUUUGUCUAUCAAGCGAGGGUAUUGUUAGCCCAGUUGUUGAGCAGACUCUCUCCCCCUCUACUACACCAAACUUUUACCCCGAAGGUUUUGUAUUUGCUUAGAGCACUUGUGGCUUACAACUGCUGGGGGACAAAGGCCUUGAGCUGGCUGACCCAGAAAAAUCUGCCUUGGCGUCUUGUUUGUUGUUUGCCCCCAAGCCAUGUGCUCGCCAGGUUUUCAGUUUAAGCCUGUGCUUGGCUCAGAAUGUGUACAUGCCAGUAAAUGAAAUCAGCAAUUUUCAGAAAUUUGCUGUGUUGAAAUGUUUAUUUCUUGGAAACAAAAUGCAAUAAUUUAAGCGAUCUCAAAUUUGCCUCCCUCCCCCCUCCUUAGUUUGUUUUAAACAGGGGUGAUGCAAUUAACAAAGGAAGUCCUUGCACAGUGUAUUUGUGGAAGUUGUGACCUUUUACAUUUUCAUCAUCAGUCACACAAAUUACCGACCAAUCAUCUGUUGAUUUUGUAUGAUGGAUAAUAAUAUUGUUGACCAGUGGCCUGUUAAUUCAGCAUUCUAAUCGACCAAUCAACUUUGUUUUAUUUGUCCAAAUGAACAUAAAAAACUGUUGUAAAAUAGGAACAAAAAAGUUGCUAAAAACAUUAUCAUGAAUAAAUAUUUUUGAAUUUAAACAUAAAAA